AUGGCACAAGAAGUUGUAAAUUCAGAUGAGGUUGUUCUUGGAGAAGAAAUAGACCAUGUGAGGUUGAUCACCUUGAACAGGCCUCGUCAUUUGAAUGUCAUCUCAUCAAAAGUGGUAUGCUCACAAACAGAAUACUUGGAAAAGUGGGAAAAAGAUGAUAAAGCUGAGCUUGUAAUUAUCAAGGGAUCGGGUCGAGCUUUUUCAGCUGGUGGGGACUUGAAGAUGUUCUAUGAUGGCAGGAACUCAAAGGAUUCCUGCCUUGAAGUGGCUUACCGAAUGUAUUGGCUUGGCUAUCACAUUCAUACUUAUAAGAAAACCCAGGUGGCUCUGGUCCAUGGAAUUUCAAUGGGUGGAGGCGCAUCCUUAAUGGUCCCAAUGAAGUUCUCGGUAGUCACAGAAAAAACUGUAUUUGCAACUCCGGAAGCUAGUAUUGGCUUUCAUACUGAUUGUGGUUUCUCAUAUAUACUAUCCCAUCUUCCUGGGCAUCUCGGGGAGUUCUUUGCCUUAACAGGGGCAAGACUGAAUGGUAAGGAAUUGGUUGCAGCUGGAUUGGCAACCCAUUUUGUCCCUCUUGAGAAAUUAUCUGAUCUAGAGAAGCGUUUGAUAAGCUUAAACUCUGGAGAUGAGAAUGCAGUCAAAGCUGCGAUUGAAGAAUUUGCGGUGGAAGUCCAGCCUGAUGAAGAAAGUGUUUUAAACAAGCAGUCAAUAAUUGAUGAGUGCUUCUCCAAAGAUACAGUGGCUGAGAUUAUAAAAUCAUUUGAAGUAGAGGCAACCAAAGAAGGAAAUGGAUGGAUAAGUCCAGUUCUUAAGGGCUUAAAAAGAUCAUCCCCUACAGGAUUGAGAAUAACACUAAGAUCGAUUCGCGAAGGCAGGAAGCAAACAUUGCCUGAAAGUCUGAAGAAGGAAUUUAGACUCACAAUCAAUAUACUAAGAGCUAUAAUAUCUGAGGAUGUAUAUGAGGGUAUUAGAGCUCUCACUAUUGACAAGGAUAAUGCCCCUAAGUGGAACCCACCAUCUCUUGACAAUGUGGGUGAUGAGAAGAUAGACCAAGUGUUUCAGCCGUUUGAAGAAGAUUUGGAGCUCCAGAUUCCUGAAAAGGAAGAACACAGGUGGGAUGGCAAAUAUGACAAUUCACCUUAUGCAUCUUUCAAGGUGACUGACUAA
Messenger RNA from Prunus armeniaca (apricot), 1164 nucleotides. The record is from the annotation of a GenBank genome assembly. Lineage: Eukaryota; Viridiplantae; Streptophyta; Magnoliopsida; Rosales; Rosaceae.